UUAACAGCCACACCCCUUGCCCACACUCUGUGAGUGUGUGAGGCAAGAAAUGAGUCACAGGAUUUGGCAUAGGCAGGGUUUCCUUUAUGUUCUUUAGGUUGAGCAGGAAAAAGCUUCACCAGCAGCAGACUGCGUGGUAUGGUACCCAGUGUUCCAUACCAUUGAUCGGUGGCCUUUUGACCUGGAAUACACCCAGCAGCCAUGACAACAUCUGGGCCAAGAGCCUGCUUUAUUCUCUUCUUCUUGCAUGUUGUCAUUUUUCUCUCACUGCUGUUCUACAACAGCUUCUUGACCCACCGCGCGCUGCAGAGUCACCCCAACAGUGCUCAUGGAGACAUCAGGAUCCUGGUGUGGCACUGGCCGUUUGGCCGCUCCUACAGUCUGGAUGGGAACAAAUGCCUCAAGAUGUAUAACAUCAGCCGCUGUUUACUCACUGAUGACAGAGCUGACUUCUCUGCUGCCGACGUGGUUGUGUUCCACCACUAUGAGCUGAGCAGAGGUCUUUCAUCUGUGCCCCUACACCUGAAUCGACCUACAUCUCAGCACUGGGUGUGGAUGUCCUUGGAACCUCCUGUCAAUAAUGUGAACCUCACACAGCUCAACGGCCUCUUUAACUGGACGAUGAGCUACAGGCGUGAUGCAGACAUAUCCAUUCCUUAUGGGAAAACAAUGUUGGGAGGUGAUAAUCUAAGUUUUCCAGCUGCUCCAAAUCGCUCCUGCUUUGCCAGCUGGGUGGUCAGCAAAUACAAGCCUCAUCAGACUCGGGCUGCUUUUUAUCAAAGACUAAAGAAGCAUGUCCCCAUAGAGGUGUAUGGCAGGUGGAACAAGAAACCCUUGCCAGACAAGAAGCUUUUGCCCACCAUUUCAAACUGUCUGUUCUACCUUUCUUUUGAGAACUCGGAGAAAAAAGACUACAUCAGUGAGAAACUCUGGAGGAACGCUUUUCAAGCAGGGGCCGUACCAGUGGUUCUCGGCCCCAACAAGGCCACCUACGAAGCCAUGACCCCCCCACAUUCCUUUAUUCAUGUAGCUGAUUUCAAUAGCCCAGCUGAUCUGGCAACGUAUCUCAAGGUUUUGUCUGUAGACAGGCAGGCCUAUGAGAAAUACUUGGAGUGGCACAACACCUACCGAAUUAAAACCUACAGUGACUGGAGAGAAAGGCUGUGUCAGAUCUGUGUCAAGUAUCCCAGUUUACCAGCCAGGAAAGUCUACUACAACCUGGACAGCUGGGUGAACAGCUAGUGUCUAAUUUCUUCACCAAAGGGUUCAGACUGCUGAUUCUGCUGAGUUUCCACAUGCAAAUGUAAAAUGCCAAACACUGGAAGUACAGUGGAAGAGAACUUGCUGCACAGUCAGUCAGUUAAUUGUGGUAAACGGUGAGAAACUGCAAAUUGCGAAAGCAGAUCUCAAGCAGGUGGGUAGGCUGCUAAUAAUCACGUUACACAUGUUCGAACUACAGUGUAUAAAGUGUGCGACUGAACAAGAAGCACAGUUUUUGUUAGUACUGUUUGCUGGUGUGUAGUAUCGUCUCAAAGGACAUGGGCGAUGGCAAAUAUACACUACAGAUAAAUUUCAUUACAUGGUACCAGACUGAAAUAAUAAUUCAGGGCUCCAUGCUGGGCCACUGUGUCUUAUUUAGGGCUGUCACCGUGUCAGAUAUUCUUUGUGCUACUGCUGGACAUUUCUCUGCUGUUUAUCAGAAUAUUGGUGCCCCUUCCUUGGAAGGCACAUUAACAUUUGCUCACUUUGUUCAAUGCCGCUUGUUCAAAUGUUCUUGAUGUUCCUUUUUAAAAAACUAAGUGCACUAGACCUAAAACUGAUCCCUGGUUAAACGAUGUCACUCGGGCCCUCAGAAGGACCUGCAGAAAAGUGGAAAGAAAAUGGAAAAAGGAUAAACUCCAGAUUUCCUUUGAUAUGUUAAGGGAAGCCCUGUUUCUUUAUCAGGAUGCUGAUUGAAAAGCAAAAACUAAGUAUUUAUCAGAUAUCAUCUCUAACCACAGCUACAGGCCAGUGUCUUAAUCAACACCAUUUAUUCUGUUGUCAACCCUCCACCCACCACACAUUUACCAGGGUCUCCAGCCACCUGUGAAAACUUAUUACGGGUGUUUGUUGAUAAGGUUGCUACUAUCAGGUCCAGCCUUUGAUCCCUCUACUCCCCCAUAUUCCUCGCUUGAUCACUUUGAGCCUGUUUUCUCUUCUAAUGGGAACCGUCCCAGUCAAUCUUAAACAUGCCGUAGUGCACCCAUUUCCCAAAAAAACUGAUCUCGAUGCAUCAGUUCUUUCAAAUUUUAGGCCAAUCUCUAAACUUCCCUUCUCGUCCAAAAACCUGGAAAAAUUUACCUUUCUUCAGCUCCAGGUUUUUCUGGAAAUUAAUGAAAUCUGAGAAACAUUUCAGUCUGGUUUUAAAGUGCUACAUAGCACUGAGAUUGUGCUUUUAAAAGUUUUUAAUGAUCUUUUAUUAAUUGCUGACUCUGGUAACUUUGACAUUUAAGUGCGGCAUUUAAUACAGUGGAUCAUGAGAUUCUCUUAUCAAGACUGGAGAGCUGUGUGGGUAUUAAAGGAACUGCACUUGAAUGGUUCAGAUCUUAUUUAACUGAUAGAAGUUUUUCUGUCAGGUUUGGUGGCUCUUCAUCCUCAUGAUGAAGGCUCUAUUUUCAGGAAACAUGGAAUCUCAUUUCACUGUUAAGCCAAUGAUUCUCAGAUUUACUUAAAACAAAUUCUGCAGACUCUCUAAAAGUUUUGCUAGACGGCCUUGAUGACAUUAAAUGAUGGUUUGCAUUAAAUCUUUUGAAUGAGAUUGAACUAUUUGGACCUUCUGACCCUCGCUUUUCUCUUAAGGUUGACCUUGGUCCUCUGGAAAAGUCCAGAACUCCCUUUGCAAAGAAUCUGGGAGUGUUCUUUGAUAGCAGCUUUUCAUUUGAGAAACAAAUAAAUUCUGAACAUUUUGUCAUUUGCUGACUUCGAGAAAGUGAUCCAUGCAUUUUAUUUCAUCAAGGCUUGUUGACUGUAAUAGUCUUUAUUUGUGUAUCAGCUCUGCUCUCUAAUCUUCAGCUAGUUCAGAAUGCUGCAGCCUGACUCUUGACAGGCACUCGUAAACACGACCACAUUUCCCCAGUCUUGGCUCGUUUACAGUCAUUGUACAAUUGAUUUUAAGAUUUUAUUGCUUGUUUUAAAAUCUCUAAAUGGAUUAGCUCUGGCAUACCUCUCUGAUCUUUUAACUAAAAAUACUCCAAACAGAACUCUCAGGUCAGCUGAGAAGUUGCUUCUAGUUGUCCCUGUCAGCAGGCUAAAACACAGAGGAGGCUAGGCCUUUGUGAACGCUGUGCCCAAACUUUGGAUCAGUCUCCCUCUUCAUAUUAGGAUCUCUCCAACACUUGACAUCUUUAAAGCCCGUCUGAAAACACAUUUUUACUCUCUAGCUUUUAACUGUGACUGAGUUUUUUUGUUUUAUUCUUUGUGUGUGUUUGUUCUACUUUUCACUUUUUUACUUUGGUCAACCUGUGUUGUUUUCAAAUGUGCUUAUAAAUAAAUUGAUUGAUUGAUUGUGUGAUUUAAAAGAACUCACCUUAAUGAUAUUAUUGGAUGUCUGCUAUGUAAUAAUAAAAUGAGAGUGCUAUCAGUUAA
This is a messenger RNA of Oreochromis niloticus (Nile tilapia), 3624 nucleotides long. RefSeq names its product alpha-(1,3)-fucosyltransferase 7. The record is from RefSeq and is a predicted model, not a curated record. Bases 202 to 1242 code for a protein of 346 amino acids. Gene Ontology annotation, cellular component: membrane. Gene Ontology annotation, molecular function: alpha-(1->3)-fucosyltransferase activity. The transcript has 2 exons. NCBI's taxonomy places the organism in Eukaryota, Metazoa, Chordata, Actinopteri, Cichliformes, Cichlidae.